AGUUCUCCACGACCCUAGUUACAACAUUAAAAACACGGCGAAAGUACAUGUGGUUGGUUUCCAGUUGAAGAUCGUUGAGUUGAGUCUCCGUAGGUCGGAUGGCGCCAAAGCUCUUAGCAACUUCCCCGUUUGUAGGAAUUGCAGUACUCGUCCCCCUCAUAGCUCUCUUCGCCUUCUAUUACAAGCCCUUCUCCCAACAGAGAUUGUUCACUGUUGAAGAACUGGCUUUGUACAACGGGACUGAUGUGAGUUUACCGAUUUUCCUAGGAAUUCUCGGGUCAGUUUUCGAUGUGACGAAAGGAAAAUCUCAUUAUGGUGAGGGUGGGGGGUACAAUCAUUUUUCUGGAAGAGAUGCUUCACGAGCAUUUGUUUCAGGAAACUUUACAGGAGAUGGCCUCACAGACUCGUUACGUGGUUUAUCAAGUACACAGGUGAAGAGUGUCGUUGAAUGGAGGGAUUUCUACUUUAAAAGUUACACAUUUGUAGGGAAGCUAGUAGGUCGUUACUAUGAUUCUCAAGGAAAUCCUACAAAAUAUUUGAAGGGAGUGGAAGCAAAGGCUGCGAGAGGUGCUCAGCUUUUGGAGAAACAGGAGAAUGAAGAAGCGAAGCAACCUGGUUGCAACUCAAGGUGGAGUCAGGAUGAGGGUGGAGAGGUUUGGUGCGAUGAGGGUGUCCCAAGGUUAGUUCAGAGACCGCUACAAAUGGCUUUGACUGGGAAAAUGAGCACACGAUGCGCAUGCUUUAAUGAAGAUCAACUGGACCGACCGGGGUUAAAGAUCUACGAAGGAUGUGAUUAUCUUGCCAAGACCUGCCGAGUAUAAAUGAGAUCCGUUCUGGAACUUCCACGUUAGAGUAUAUCGUUCUACAGCUGAUGCCGCCUCACAUGGUUGUUGAAGAGGAUGAACGAGGGCGGAGUAACAGAAGCAUUGUUGAUGUGUUAGGUCUGCAAUUUUCCACCUUGCAUUACAUGGAUUUUACAACAAGAACAAAGACAUGUGUAUUUGUAUGUUUUCUUUUAAUUUAUAUUGUGAAUUAUGUUUUCUUGCUUCAAGAUAAUCAAUCAAUCAACAAACGUUUCUAAGGCUCGAUGGGGUCAUGUUUGUUU
Messenger RNA from Malus domestica (apple), 1105 nucleotides. RefSeq names its product membrane-associated progesterone-binding protein 4. NCBI's taxonomy places the organism in Eukaryota, Viridiplantae, Streptophyta, Magnoliopsida, Rosales, Rosaceae. The record is from RefSeq and is a predicted model, not a curated record. Gene Ontology annotation, cellular component: membrane; endomembrane system.